This is a messenger RNA of Ornithodoros turicata, 2566 nucleotides long. RefSeq names its product ATP-dependent DNA helicase 2 subunit 1-like (gene Irbp). The record is from RefSeq and is a predicted model, not a curated record. Lineage: Eukaryota; Metazoa; Arthropoda; Arachnida; Ixodida; Argasidae. Gene Ontology annotation, cellular component: Ku70:Ku80 complex; nucleus. Gene Ontology annotation, molecular function: telomeric repeat DNA binding; double-stranded DNA binding; DNA helicase activity. Bases 185 to 2086 code for a protein of 633 amino acids. The transcript is spliced from 17 exons. Gene Ontology annotation, biological process: telomere maintenance; double-strand break repair via nonhomologous end joining.
UUCACUUCACAUGUCUGGCAACCAGAUACAACAAACACCACGUGAUAGAUACAAGCGAAGCGAAAAUUGGGCGCAUUUUUGUGUUCGGAUUUGACGUGCGUGUUUAGUUUCAGACUUCGUCAACACCGGUGCCUCACUUGUACCACUGUUUGUACUGCUCGCGGAGAGUCUAAACCGUAACAGCAUGGAUCCAGAGUGGAGAAAUGCUGAAGGCGAUGAGAGUGAUAACGAUGAGUAUACUUCAGUUAGAGAUUAUAAAGCAGGCGUCGACGGUGUGAUAUUCCUGAUAGAUGCUUCUGAAACUAUGUUUGUGGACAUGGAUGAUGGUGUUCUUUUUUUCCAUUGCGUGAAAGCGGCAAGGUGUACCAUGAUGAAUAAAAUUAUAAGCAGUCCCAGGGACCGAGUUGGAAUCGUGUUCUUUGGAACGAAAAAAAGUGAGAAUGCCGGGAGUUUCCAGCACAUUACGGUUUUCCAAGAUAUGGAGUGCCCAGGUGCUGAUGCUAUCAACAAAGUGGAAAAUCUUAUUAAAGAGGGAAAAGCAAAGUUCAAGUCAGAAUAUGGCCAUGAUAGCUUUUCUCUCAGUGACGCUCUAUGGGCCUGUUCUAUGCUCUUUAGGAAACACAAGUUCAGUGAUCAAAGAGUACUACUGUUCACAAACACUGAUGACCCACAUGGUGGUUCAUCACACUUGGACCAGCAAGCUAAGACUAAAGCCCAGGACAUGGCAGAGGCAGGAAUACGCAUAGACUUGAUUCAUGUGAAACCGCCGGGAGGAACAUUUCAAGUAGACAAGCUUUACAAGGACAUAGUCUCCCUGGAGGACGACGAGAUGUACGGAGACAACCUUCCAGAUGCGGCCUCCAAGCUUGAUGAGCUUCUGACGAGGACUCAGAUGAAAGACCAUAAGAAGAGAAGAGUUGCUGCUCUGGAGUUUCAUUUGGGAGGAGACAUGAAAUUUGGGAUAUCUCUGUAUAAUCUGGUAGGAUUAACAUAUCGUCCACCAUCAGUGCCACUCGCGAAGGCCACUAACGAGGAGCUCAAGAAGAAACGUUUCACUUAUGCCAUGUGCACCGAACCAUCAAAAAUAUAUGAUUCUGAGCAGAAUUCUCGCGAAAGACGACCCAACCCCAUCCAGAAACCAGCAAAACCACCCAUGAAAAAAGAAGACAAUGGAGAGAUUGUCAUGCCUUCCAACAUCUCAAAGUACCAAGAAAUAGCUGGGAAGAAGAUCUACUUCAAUCCUCCAGAACUCAAAGAGAUGAAGGUCUUGGCACCACAAGGAAUGCAUCUGAUGGGAUUCAAGCCUCUUCACUGCUUCAAGCCUUACCAGCACGUCGCACGUGGAAACUUCAUUUACCCUGAUGAGCAUGCCUACCGUGGAAGCACACGCAUCUUUGCAGCAUUGUUGGAUGCGUGCACACGUCAUAACGUUGCACCGGUCUGUUACUUUGUCCCAAGGCGAGAUCAGAGCCCAAAGCUUGUCUAUCUUCUUGCACAGAAAGAAGAACUGGAUGAUGCUGGAGCUCAGGUGGCACCCCCAGGCUUCCACGUGGUAUACUUACCAUUUUAUGACGACAAGCGGCGUCUCGAAAAGCUGGACCACAAAGCCGACCCUGGAAUUGAGCUGGUCAACAAGGCGAAAGAUAUCACUCAAAAGCUGAAGUUCACAUAUCAUCCGGACAACUUUGAGAAUCCAGAUCUGCAAAGGUUUUGGAGCUGCAUUGAAGCACUUGCACUCGAAAAGGACGACGUGGCACCCACAAAGGACUACACAAAACCUAAUUAUGAGAAGAUAAAAGAACGAGCUGGGAGUGAACUAGAAGAGUUUAGAGAAAUGGCCAACUUGGAACUCUCUGCUGCAGCACCGAAGAAACGUCCCCCUGCCACAGCGGGAGGGCCUAGCAAGCGUGCGAAGAAUGACAACAAUGCUGACAAAUCUCUCGAUGUCCGCAAAGAAGCGGAGCAGGGCAGGCUCAAGAGCUUGACUGUGAACGUUCUCAAGGAAUUCUGCAAGCAAGAAGGGAUCAAAUGUCCACAAAAAAAAGCAGACCUUAUUGAGGCCAUUGAGAAACACCUGGGCAUUUGAAGCCUCUGGGUACAUGUUUGAUUUCUUGUUCACUGUGUCUGAGUACAGUCUUUUCCUUUUGUGUUUUGUUUAAACACAUGUACAUUUUUUGUUUCCACAUUCUUAUUUUGUAAACACCUGGUUGAAUGCACAACUUGAUGCAUCAGGUUCCUCUUGUUCGGAACAGAAGCAACUGUACGGCUAUAACCACAUAUGAUACAUAGAUCGGACACUAAAUUAAGGAUAACAACAACUACAAGUUAACAAAUAGUUUAUUAACAAAAAUUACCGAUUGUGCUGUUGCAGUGCUAGGGAUCAGGUUGUCUCGGAAUCAAUGCCAGCUAGCAAUCAUGUCCUGUCAGUACCGUCCUGUGCCUGUUCCUGGCUGUCAUGUUUUGGCCAUCUCUCAUGAUCUGUUGUAAAUAUGACAGACAUCUAGUGUUUCAGUUUCCUUCUCUGCAUGAUUAUAUUGCUGUGACAAUAAAACUUGUAAAUAUUGGA